Molecule: messenger RNA, 2961 nt
Organism: Portunus trituberculatus (swimming crab)
Lineage: Eukaryota; Metazoa; Arthropoda; Malacostraca; Decapoda; Portunidae
Product: zinc finger protein OZF-like
Exons: 2
Coding region: 827-2053 (408 amino acids)
Biological process (GO): regulation of transcription by RNA polymerase II
Cellular component (GO): nucleus
Molecular function (GO): RNA polymerase II transcription regulatory region sequence-specific DNA binding; DNA-binding transcription factor activity, RNA polymerase II-specific
Source: RefSeq, a predicted model, not a curated record
UCAGCUGUAUUUUUAGUUUAAUGCUGUAUUUUAGCAAAGUAAUGGGAAAUGGGGCUGCGGGGCUCUUGUAUUACUGUGUUCCUUAAACAAAAGCAUAUUUUGUACCUCAGUGGCUAGCAGAUUCAUUCUAAACACACUGAAGUCUUCUAGAUAAAAUGUUUCAUCUUCAGAUGGGCAAUGCCACAUUGUCUGACAGGAGGUGUGUUGGCAACGCUUCAGCUGUUAGCAAGGUGAAGGAGACCAGGAGAGCUUAGCUGGUUCAUCCUCAGCAGUGGUCAGUGUGGCAACAUUUCAACACUCUUACAGAAGUGCUCUGUGAAAAUACUUGUCUGCAUCCUCUCAGAGUGGGAUUGUGGCAAAGUCCUGUGUCAUUAGAAUAGAGGCGGCACAGGGAAUGGUGACAGACCCCAUGGCAAGUUAGUGUGCAGUGUGUGUGCUCCAAGUAGAGGCAGCAAGGGGAGUGGUAACAGACCCCAUAGUACCUUAGUGUGCAGAGUGUGUGCUCCGAGUAAAUGCAACAAAGGAGGAUUGUAACAGACUCCUGGCAACUCACCGUGUAAUGUGUGUGUGUGUGGCUUGAGUGAUGGCAGCAGUGGGUGAUAAUGGGCUUCAUGGUGACUCACUGUACUUGUAUACCAUUAUAAAGUUCAACAAAAUUGAAAGAAAACAUGAAAAUAUGUAACAAAGUAGGUAAACGAAAGUAACCAAAUAAAGAGAUUGACAAUUUGGUAGUUAAAUGGGCUUGUCCAAAUUGACAUCACUCCUUGGUGUCCCAACAGCUUCCCCAUGACAACACCAUCUUAUGUGGAACACCAGCUAGAGUGGCAUGUGUGCAGAUGUAGUGAAGGAGCCACAGCCACAGCCACAGCCACAGUCACAGCCACACAGCAACUCCAGAAUGGAAGAGGAAGACAGCAGUAUGAAGGUGGAAGAUGACAGCAUGGCAGAGGUGAGGAAGUUUGAGUGUGAGGAGUGUGGGGAAAUACUGAAUAGCAGAAGCAAGUUUAUUCAGCAUUCCUUGUCUCACAGAGGAGUGUCAGUGUUCUGCUGCCAGAAUUGUGAGCAGCUCUUCUAUUGUGAGAAGCAGCUGGAGCAACACAUUUCUCUCCACAUGAAGCAGGACCGUCAUGAGUGUAAGUUGUGUGGAAAGCAGUUCACCAGAGAGAGUAAUCUUGAGAGACACACAAAGAUUCACUCAGGAAAGAAAGACUUUACUUGUGAAACAUGUGGUAAGGCAUUCAUCAGGAAGAGUGACCUUCAGCAACAUUCAAACAUUCACUUGGACUCAAAGAAAUACAAGUGUAACGAGUGUGGCAAAGCCUUUGCUCAGAGGGGGAACCUUGCCCGACACCUGCUCAACAUUCACCCCGGAGCGAACCAACACAAGUGUGACGAGUGUGGCAUGACUUUCACCUCCAAGUGUGACCUCAAUAGACAUGUCAAAAUUCAUACCAUUGCAAGAGGCUACAACUGUGACACAUGUGGCAAGACAUUUAAUCUUCACAGUAGUUUUAAGCGACACGUAAAUAUUCACACUCAAGAAAAGCAAUACAAAUGUAGUGUGUGUAAAAAAAUCUUCAACCACAAGAACAACCUGACCAAGCACCUGAACACACACACUGGGGAGCAGCAGUACAAGUGUGAGGUGUGUGGCAGGACGCUGUACUCCCGCAGUGACCUCACGCGACACACCAACAUUCACACCAGGGAAAAGGAGUACAAGUGUGACGAGUGCGGCAAAAUAUUCUACGCUAAAGGUGACCUGACGCGGCACACCAACAUCCACACGCAGGCAAAGAUCCACGUGUGUGAGGAGUGCGGCAGAACGUUCACCCACCGCAGCAGCUUCAAGCAGCACAUGAACAUUCACACAAGAGCAGAGCAGUUCAGCUGUGAUGAGUGUGACAAGGUAUUUUAUCAGAAGGCCAGUCUGGUCAAGCAUAAGAACAUUCAUGCUGGGAUAAAGUAUGCCUGUGAUGAGUGUGACAAACACUUCAAUGAGAAGAGUCACCUCAAGAGACACAAGAAUGUUCACACUAGAACGUUAAAGUAAAUACUUUGCUUUAAUCACAGCAACAGUGAUGAAGCAUUUUGAAAUUCAGUACGAAAAUUUUUUACUGGGAAUUGUAAAAUGCAAAAGUUUUCAAAAUCUAUACAUUUUUGAGUGGUGAUGCAGGCAGUUCCAGAGUGGUGUGAGAUUGAUAAUAUUUGGGCACUUACAAAUCCUCUUUGUGAUUGAAACUUUUUUUUUUAUUUAAGAGGGGAAAACUGGCCAAGGGCAACAGAAAGAGUUAAACAAAAGGCCCACAUUGGUUUCUAGUCCCCUAGCUGGUCUGAGAGAGUUAACCAAAAGAAUGGGAUUGUUGUCUUGAAACUUCCCUCUUCAAUGAGUUCAGGUCACAGGAAGAUGAAAAUACAGAAGCAGGCAGACAGUUCCAGAAUGAUUGAGAGCACUGGUUAACUCUUGCAUUAGAGAGGUGGACAGAGUAAGGGUGAGAGGAAAAAGAAAGUCUUGUGCAGUGAGGCUGCAGGAGGAGGGGAGGCAUGUGGUUAGCAACAUCAGAACAGGUUGGCAUAAAAACAGAAGAUAGCCAGAGAUUCAACAUUGUCCCACUAUCAUUUCCAUUUAAGUAAUAGAGAUUGCUAAGGAUGUAGAGAAUCUAUGGACAUUGCUUGUAUCAUUAGGAAUGCUCCUGAAUCUGCCAGAGGUGUUACAGCCACUUUCUUUUAUACUAUGCAAAAAAAAAAAAAAAAAAAAAAAAAAUCACUAAUAUUGGCUGACCUAAUCACACAACUUGUCUCCUGAAUACAGGUCACUGCCACCGUCACUGCCCACAAAACAACAAAUGAUCCUUGAAUAACAUCACCAUUCCCUCCAGGACACACCUAAUCCUGUAAUUACAAAAGGACACAGGUGAUGUUAACAAGUUAAUUAAACUCUAAGGAUGCCAGGAUCCUCCA